This is a messenger RNA of Mercurialis annua (annual mercury), 2141 nucleotides long. Its product is annotated as pentatricopeptide repeat-containing protein At4g35130, chloroplastic-like. The transcript has a single exon. Gene Ontology annotation, molecular function: protein binding; RNA binding. The record is from RefSeq and is a predicted model, not a curated record. NCBI's taxonomy places the organism in Eukaryota, Viridiplantae, Streptophyta, Magnoliopsida, Malpighiales, Euphorbiaceae. Gene Ontology annotation, biological process: RNA modification. The annotation marks the transcript as partial.
AAGAUUUUAGGAUCAAGAAUAAUACCUAUACUCUCCACCAAUUCUUCACAUUUCAAUGCCUUCCUACACUUCUUCACCUCUCCUAAACUCCCUCUUCUCCUACUUCACUCCCAUCACCUAAACACCCAUAAACCCUUCAUUUCACUUCUAAAUUCAUGUAAGCAACUCAACACUCUAACAUGGAAUUUGACGAUGAAAACCUCUCUCGAUGCUGGUCUUUUUGAUGAGGUUUUGUUCUCCUAUAAGAAGAUGAAAGAACUGGGUGUUAAGAAUGAUACCUUCACUUUUCCCAUAAUAAAUAGAGCCGUUUUGUCGCUUAAAAGUGAUGUAGCGUUUGGAAAAAUGGUUCAUUGUGAUGCAAUAAAGACGGGUUUUGGACAUGAUUUGUAUUAUUGUAAUACUAUGAUUGAAGUUUAUGUGAAAUACGGGUUUGUUUGUUAUGCUCGGAAACUGUUCGAUGAAAUGCCGCUGAGGGAUUUGGUUUCUUGGACUUCUAUGAUUUCUGGGUAUGUUUGUGGGGGAUGUUUUGUUUGUGCUUUUGAAUUGUUUAAUGAAAUGAGGUUGGAGGUGGAACCGAAUUCAGUUACUCUGAUUGUUAUGCUGCAGGGGUGUUAUGGAUGUGAUAGUUUGAGUGAAGGGAAGGGAUUUCAUUGCUAUGCCAUCAAGAAUGGGCUAUUACUAGAUAGGUCGUUGCAAAAUUCGAUUUUGAAAAUGUAUAGUAGGUCGGGUUCUGUCGAAGAAGUGGAAUCGUUUUUCGUUGAGAUUGAUAAGAGGGAUGUUAUUUCUUGGAAUAUUUUGAUUGGCUUCUAUUCGGGGAGAGGAGAUGCUGAAGAAGUGGUCGGUUUAUUGGAUCGAAUGCACGGAGAAGUAGAUUUUAGCAGCGAGACUUUAACUUUAGUCGUAUCAGCGUUAGCGAAGAAUGGGAAUCUAGUGGAAGGUGAAAAGCUUCAUUCUUUCUCUAUAAAAUCCGGGCUAUGCGACCAUGUUUUGCUAGCUUCAUUUUUGGACUUUUAUGCAAAAUGUGGGGAAUUGAGUAACUCGGUUAGAUUGUUUGAAGAGAUUUCUAGUCGAAGCAGCAUCACUUGGAAUACAAUGAUGUCGGGGUAUAUUCGAAAUGGGUACUUUGGUGAGGCCAUUAGUUUGUUCCGGAAAAUGCAAGCUUCGGGUAUUGAACUUCAAGCAGAGAUUCUAGGAAGCCUUGUCGAGGCAUGUAGUCACCUGGGUGCAUUGCAGUUAGGCAAAGAAAUCCAUGGAUACCUCACGAGGAACGUGUUUUACAAACUCGAAGAAGACAAACUACGAUUGCAAACCUCUAUCCUCAAUAUGUAUGUAAGAUGUGGAAGUAUUGUGUCUGCAAGAGAAUGUUUUGAUACAAUGGUGGAAAAAGAUAAUAUAACAUGGACAUCUAUGAUUGAGGGAUAUGGAGUUCAUGGAAUGGCUAUUGAAGCCGUACAGCUUUUCGAUCAAAUGCUGAUGGAAAGAGUAAUACCAAAUAGUGUAACAUUCCUGAGUUUGUUGUCUGCUUGUAGCCACUCUGGUCUUAUUAGACAAGGCUUUGAGUUGUUCCAUUUUAUGAAAUGGAGAUGCCAUAUCGAACCUGAUUUGGAUCAUUACACUUCCAUGGUGGACCUAUUAGGUAGAUGUGGAAAGAUAAGAGAAGCAUUGACUAUGAUAAUGAAAAUGGUGGUUGCUUCCGAUAGUAGAAUAUGGGGCGCUCUUCUUGCCGCCUGUAGAGUUCAUGGAGACAAGAAAGCUGCAGAAUUCGCAGCGCGGAGGCUCUUGGAGUUGGAAAGUGAUAAUGUAGGAUAUUAUACAAUACUAAGUAAUAUCCAAGCUAGUGUCGGAAAUUGGAAUGAAGUUGAAGAGGUUCGGAUUGUUAUGCAUGAUAAAGAUUUGAGGAAGACACCAGGUUGGAGUUACAUUGAGGAAAGAGGUAGCGGAGUGAAAAAAUAGAAACUAACCGAAUAAUGGAUAAAUUUGGCGACUAUAGAUCGUAUAAGCAAGUAGAGGAAAUUUAUGAGGUAUUGGGACAUCCAAGUACUAAAGUACAAGAAUUUGGAUAUAGUCAGAGGUAGAAUUUAGAUUGAGAAACUUCCAUUUUUUUUUAUGAAAUUAGACCAGGAAGAUAACAAUACCAUUGU